Cadophora gregata is the source of this 480-nucleotide messenger RNA. RefSeq lists its product as uncharacterized. Lineage: Eukaryota; Fungi; Ascomycota; Leotiomycetes; Helotiales; Ploettnerulaceae. Bases 1 to 480 code for a protein of 159 amino acids. The record is from RefSeq and is a predicted model, not a curated record. The transcript is spliced from 2 exons.
AUGGCCAACAUCUCUCAAGACCACACAUCGCACCAGUCCAGUGCCUCAACCAGCAAAGAACCCAAGACAUAUACUACCACCCAUCGUACCUGGCCACAGCUACACAUAGGCCACACCUCUGAAUCAAACACCAGCUCUUACACGAACGCUCACCCCCAAGCCCACCACCAAACCCAAGCCUCUAACCCAGCCUCCCAGCCUUCAAGCACUAGCUCCAACCACUACAAUCACACCAGCACCAGCACCAACACCCACAGCAACCCCAACCUUCACAACCCUCUAUCCCGCUGGCUCAACGAGUCUCAACAACAAAGUCCCUACGACACCAUCUACCAGGUCGAAUAUGCACCCGCUGGACACUACCAGGCUGUGCAAGGAGGCGAGAAGAUGGAGAGGGGAAAUGGUGGCAAUGAGAGGAGUGCUGAGGAGAAUUGGAGUAUGGAGGGGGAUGUGGAUGGGCAGUCUGAGAAGUGGGUUUGA